Postia placenta MAD-698-R-SB12 is the source of this 447-nucleotide messenger RNA. RefSeq lists its product as hypothetical. The annotation marks the transcript as partial. The record is from RefSeq and is a predicted model, not a curated record. The transcript has a single exon. Lineage: Eukaryota; Fungi; Basidiomycota; Agaricomycetes; Polyporales; Adustoporiaceae.
GUGCAGGAGCUGAUGGAGGCGCACCUGCCGCCGUGGCCGCGCGCGGCGCAGCUGUGCGACCUGUACCUGGAGCAGGCGCCGUGGUUCUUCGGGGCGGUGACGCGGCGGCAGCUCGUCGAGGAGGUGCUGCCGCUGUUCUACGCCGAGGCGGUGGAGUACCGCGCGCACGCGGGCGCGAGCGGCAGCGGGAGCAUCGAGGCGGGCGCGCAGCUGAGCAGCUCCGCGGCGGCGUUCGACCUGCAGCCCGCGCGCACGCCGGGGACGGCGCACGACCUGGCGCUGCUGUUCGUGACGUUCUGCUUCGGCGCGCUGACGGACGUCGAGCUGCCGCCCGCGCCGCACAACUCGGAGGCGGAGCAGUACUUCCAGCUGACGCGCGCGGCGCUGAACGCGGAGCCGCUGCUCGAGCGGCCGCCGAGCGUCGUGACGGUGCAGACGCUGAGCCUG